Thalassophryne amazonica is the source of this 2885-nucleotide messenger RNA. RefSeq lists its product as uncharacterized. The coding region runs from base 275 to 2872 and encodes 865 amino acids. The transcript has 21 exons. The record is from RefSeq and is a predicted model, not a curated record. NCBI's taxonomy places the organism in Eukaryota, Metazoa, Chordata, Actinopteri, Batrachoidiformes, Batrachoididae.
UUUCCCAGGUUCUUCUUCUUGUUCAUGCAUCGGCAAGAACAGAGCAUUCCAACACUCAGAUGGCUCGUGUUUGUGUAGGACUGGCUUCAUCUUCUAUAACGAGCUGGAUUUGAAGAGCUCGACUUCUGACAGUGAAUUGGACUGUCAGCCUGAGGUGAACAGGCGGUGCACCACAGGACAGGUGCGCCUGGCUGCAUCCAGAGAAUGUGUGUCUCCAUCUGUCCACUCCUGUAAUAUCACCUGCGGACCACAUGGAGGAACUCUGGAUGUGGAGAUGGGCAUCUGUGAGUGUGAGCGUUACGUGUCUGCUGAGGAGCUCUGUAACACCUCCUGCCUCCCCAGACUGCCUCAGCUCUCCGCCCAGCUCUUCCCCGAUGGACACCUGCAGCUCAGCCUCACACAAACAGACAGGAAGCUCUGGGCCAAGACUAUAAUGGAUGUCAUAGGGCCAGAUAUCCAUAUAAACAGCAUUGGGAAGAUCCAUUUGGCCCAGUUUGAUUCUGAGGGCAUUUUUGGUUGGAUUCCCACAAACAUAGAGAUGAUAAAUCACUUCAUAUCAGAGCUUCCAGACAGGAGCUUCAGGAUGAAGCGGAACUCAGACUCUGGUGCGGUUGACCUACCGAGGAUCCCGAAUCCAAUCGUUUGUCUCUCCUCCAAUGAUAUGAUCGUUUUCCGUCUCACCAUCAACCACGAUGACCGCCGCCUCAGCCACUUCCCAGUGUAUCAGAAAGACCACCUGUUUAACAGCAACCCCAGCUGGGACUUUGGUGCCUUCAGACGUCUGCAGAUGCUCAUUAAACACACAAACGUCAACUCCACAAGGUUUGCUCACGUGUUCUCAGAAACGGGGAAGUUUGUGUUUGUGGACAACGCCGUCCCACAGUGGAGUCUGGUUGUUGUGGUCAGUGAGGAGGGAACAGAGUGUGACCAACGGGCUGCCGCAGUCCAGCCUAUGACCUCAGCGCAGCUGGUCAGGCACGGGAUUGUCAAGCAGCACCGCCUGAACCUGCUGCCUGACUGGGGAGUGAUUGUAGUGACGCUGAGUCUGCUGAUGGUUCUCGUUGUGGUUCUGACCACGACUGUGCUUAUUCUGCGGCCCGGCAAAGCCAAGCUCGUCUCCCAGUGGAGGACACAGCCGAGGUGGCGCAGCCUCGGGGAGCCGUUCUGUCCAAUGGAGUGUUCGUUCAAUGAUGACAGCAAUGUUGCCCUGGGCCAAGGGGGCCUCCUCAGCAGCAGGGGGGUCAGAGAAGGAGCAGAGGCCGAGGAGCCAGCUGCUACAAAGGGAGGAGGUAUGUCAAGGCGCUGUGAUUUAGAAGACUUCAAUGUGAAGACUUUAUAUGACAAACUGGAGGAUCAGAACCUUCACUUGGCCUCACAACUGGCUCGACACCGUAAAGACACACAGGAGUUCUACACAAACAUGUGCCAACAGACUGAAGCAAUCAAGAACAUCUUUGAGAACAUGGACACCAAAAAACUGAGUCUUCUCAAAGAGCUGUUUGCCUGUAACGCUGUGAGGGACAAUGCAUCAAACUGUGGAGAGGGAGAACAAAACACUCAAGUGGCGCCGGUAGCGUUACUGGCAGCUGUUCUCAGGUCAGUGGAAGCGCUCUUAUUCAGGCUCAGAAGAGAAAGUUGGCAGAAACAGGAUCUGGCCACUCUCCCGACAGACGCCAGUGAAUACGAGCACCAACCUGGUGACACCAACAUGUGUUAUACACAGUUGUCAUCAGUGAAUAUGACCAAAACGGGAGCUCCUCUUCAUGAUGUAGUGCACCACCGAAGCACAGCUCCUUGUCUAAGUGACCACGAUCUGUCCAAGCUGGUCGGCAUUUCUCCUCUAUUUAAAACGCUACAGGAAAUUCAUCAAUCUCUGCAGAACAUGACAACCACUGAGCCUCCUCAGCACAUCCAAAGUGAUAUUUUUAUCCAGCAGAACCAAAUCAUGCAACUUAUCCCGACUGUGUUGGAAAACCUUUCACCGCAGCACUCUACCAUCUUCCUAUUUGGUUGCCAAGUGGUGCAGUUGCUUGAUGACUGCCGCAUAUUUCCUCCUGUGCUUCUACUGCUGGCCAAGUCAAUCCCUGUUUUCUCAAAUGAAAAUCUGCUGGCACAUUGCUCAAGGGACUUUUAUUUUGAUGCAACCAAUCAAAUCCUUUAUCUGUCAGAGGCCAAGCUUCAGCAUGUGGGACAGUUCAUCGCUACUAUUCUGCAAGCUAUGGCAUAUAUCGCCUCAGGAUCCAAACCUCAGAGAUUUAUGGAAGCUCUCCAUCAGGCCAUUUCAGCUGUUUGCUUUCAGCUGUUCAACUUUUCUUUCAAAUGGAAUGAAGCAAAGACAUCUGAUGCUUCAGAGGUGCAGCACGGCACAUUAGCUGAAGACUUUCUCAACGUUUGCAUUCCCACUGAAGCCCAUUUCACAGAGCAUCUACUCGCCAGGAGGCUCCAGAAAUACAAAUAUUUCAAGUUAGAGCAGCUCAUCUCAAACCGCAUGCAGACUUCAGUGAAGGAAUCGGAAAUAGGUCUCCCACCAAAAGGCACUCCAAUCCAGGUGUCCUGCAUCGAGGAGGAAAUAGACCGUCUGAAUGAAUCCUUCCUGGAGCUAAGUGUCCAGCUGCACCACAGAGCUCUAACGUGGCAAAAAGAGAGAAAGAGCAGCGGUGGCACAGAGCAGGACACACCCACAGUUGUUCAGAGUCUGAGUCGUAAUGGAACCAUGCUGCUGGAGCUGAAGAGAUGUUAUGUAUCACAGCGCCUUGAUGAGCUCCAGACCACAUUAGGACACAUCAGAGCAUGCCAGCGGCAUGACAGCGGCUCCAAACCCAGGACACGAGGAGAGACCCAAACAGACAGCAGUAACGCUCAGCACACAUAGAGCGAGCGUCGGU